UCACUGGUUGACCUGACUCACGUGACUGUCACAUUUUAUUCAUAUCAUCCCCGUGAGGUCUCUUACCAACAUUAUCUGAUUAACAAGAGCGGACGUUGACUUAGUGCGACCUCGCACAAGUGUCCAGACAUUAAUUAGAGUUGGGUCCUCUCGACGGUCAGUGUGUCAUUCAUGCAAUGCCACGAUGAGCACGUUCUUAGAUUAUACAGUAAUGGGUGGAGGAGAUGCUGGUGGCGCGUGCUCCGUGAGAACAUUCCACGCAGAUCAUGGAAUUACAACUUUUCAAUCCUGUGCUGUUGCGGUGAGUAAUUGUGUCGGGGAAGAUCGCUUCCUUGCAGGUAGAACAUCUCCGGACACAGGGCCCGUGUCUCAUGUACAACAACCUGGCUCCUAUCAGUCUCCCAGUAGCUCGCUGAGCAUUGCGUAUGGCACGCACGCGGGCUAUGGCACGCCGGGCUUUUGCUCAAGUUACAACCAUUACGCGCUGAAUCAGGAAGUAGACACAGCAGUUGGUCUUGCACAGUGCGCGCCCAUCGUUUACUCCGGGAACAUAUCCUCGUCAGUGGUGCAGCAUCACUCCCACCUCACGCAUCGGCAAGGUUACAGCGGCGGCAGCGCACAUCUUCACGGACCCCUCCAGUUCGCUGCUCACACGUCGUGCGGCCAUGGCCAAGAGCAGCCCAGCUUAGCCCUCCUGACAGCAGGCUGCUCAAACGCCUUGUCGCCUUUGACGGCGAGCCACCACGAUGCGUGUUGCCCAUCGCUGACAGAAAGCGCUUUCAACGCCCAGACAUUUGACUGGAUGAGGGUGAAACGGAAUCCACCGAAGACAGGGAAAGCAGGGGAAUUUGGCUUCAGUGGGCAGCCCAAUACCGUCCGCACAAAUUUCACCACCAAACAGCUGACAGAGCUCGAGAAGGAGUUUCACUUCAACAAGUACCUUACCCGUGCGAGGAGAGUGGAAAUCGCAGCUGCGCUCCAGUUGAACGAGACCCAGGUUAAGAUCUGGUUCCAAAACCGGCGCAUGAAGCAAAAGAAGCGUGAGAAAGAGGGAAUGCUCCCUAAAUCACCGUGCAACACCGGGAGCAGCCCAGGAAAAGGCGAUGAUGGAUCGGAAAAGUCUCUCUCUAGCCCAUCUACACCAUCUCCUGUAUCCUCCAGUUGAAGUUCACAUGCAUUUGUCCGUUUUCAGACGCCCUUCGCAUGAUAAUCAGCACGAGGAGGUAGAACACUUCCUCCCUGAUGCGACAUAAAUUAUUGUAGAAAAGAAGAACAAUCAUGGAACACAUGUAUCAUAUGGGAUUAGAUACUUGUACAUUUAUACCAAUGCUGGCUGAGCGUGCAGUUGCUGUUUUGUUUGUCGAUUGCUGUGUACACUGUUCAGGUCCGCCUUUUGACUGUUUUCUGUGGUAGGCUGAUAAUGCCUGUUGCGUGAGGCUUCAUUGUAACAUAACACUGAGUUUUAUCAGUCGCAGAGGAAAAUACUUUUAUCUUUGUUAAAUCCUAUGAAUUGCUUUAACCAAAGAUUACGGGUCAGUGUCUAAAUUAAACGUCUGUUUGUUGCUAUGAAA
Messenger RNA from Alosa alosa (allis shad), 1571 nucleotides. It is a transcript of the gene hoxa1a, whose product is annotated as homeobox A1a. NCBI's taxonomy places the organism in Eukaryota, Metazoa, Chordata, Actinopteri, Clupeiformes, Clupeidae. The transcript is spliced from 2 exons. Gene Ontology annotation, cellular component: nucleus. Gene Ontology annotation, biological process: regulation of transcription by RNA polymerase II. The coding region runs from base 185 to 1165 and encodes 326 amino acids. The record is from RefSeq and is a predicted model, not a curated record. Gene Ontology annotation, molecular function: DNA-binding transcription factor activity, RNA polymerase II-specific; RNA polymerase II cis-regulatory region sequence-specific DNA binding.